AUGACUUACCAGACCCGUGGACUUGCCCUGCUCACUCGCUCUUCUUCGUUAGCCUCAAACCCGCCGGAGAACUACAGGGAGAGGUUCUGGGCCGCGGUGCGAGAGAAGGAGGCAUGGGUGGCCGCUGGUUCGAAGCCGCCAAAGCCAGCGCAAAAGGAGACGAUCGACAUCGACGGGCCGUCCGCCGAGUCCAACAGCAAGUCCUCUCCCGCCGCCGCCAAAGCCAAGCCAAAGACCACACCCUCAGCAACGCCCAGCACCACGCCCGCCGCCAAGCCCGCCACGCCCAACGCUACGCCCGCCGCACCCAAGACCAAGCCCGCUACGCCCGCCACUCCAGCCACUACGCCCACCACGCCCGCUACCAAGGACAACGCCGGGUACAGGUGGAUCGACGCCCUCGUCAAGGCUGCUCCCGAGGAGCACGGCCCGAUCGAGGAGCCUACACCAGCCCCUGUCGACGACUCACUUUUCGUCGGCAAGUUCGCCAAGGUCCCUCUCGCCUGCCGCGUCGACUACACUCGGGCGGCUUUCAACGCUACGGAUUCCUCCUACGACGAUCCGGAGCUGGCGAAAAUGACCUGGCCGUCCGAGGAUGGGCCGGCCUACGUGCGGAGGUGCCUUCCCUGCGUCCGCAAGGGCACGCUCUGCAUCAAAGCCAAGGGCAAGGGCACCGUGUGCGAGGGGUGCAAGGGGAGGAAGCACCCUUGUGGAGCGGGGGACAAUUGUGAGUACAGCAGCGAGGCUAGCGAAGGGCGCCAAGGGAUGUCCGAUGCCUACAACGACUACGGUCGCAACCACGAAAGGCAGAGGAACCGGGCAGGCACCUACUUCCAGGCGGUGGACUUCGUCCCCAUCGACACUGGUUUCGCCCGCGACUUCCCGCACAUGCGCGCCAAGAAGAGGGACCAGGACAUCCUGGACGCCUCUCGCGCAGCGGAGUCGACUCCGACAGCGGUCUUCGGCCCUCGCCCCCCCUCCCCCUCCCUCCUCAACCCGGCGCGGCCAGACCGUGGCUUUAAGCACGCUGUUGGGGAGUCGCUGGACUAUCUUCAACAGGUAGUCAGGCAUCGACAGCAGCAGCUCAAGCUCUGCGAGGAGGCAGAGGAGAAAGAGCAGGGGCUGGUGGGGCAACUGGGUAUGCCGACGACAAAGGGUUGGGUGGCAACGGGCGGUUCCUCUUCUGGCGGGGAGGCUUCUCGUCCUGCGGCGAGUGUCAAGGGCAAUGGCGCAAGUCAAAAGGCGAUUGUGGCGCGGUCGAUGAAGGCAGCGGCGGCGAGGAGGGAGAGGGAGGAGAGGGAGAAGGAGGAGAAGAGGAAGAACAAGAAGAAGAGGAUGUAG
Messenger RNA from Jaminaea rosea, 1341 nucleotides. RefSeq lists its product as hypothetical. The transcript is spliced from 3 exons. Lineage: Eukaryota; Fungi; Basidiomycota; Exobasidiomycetes; Microstromatales. Bases 1 to 1341 code for a protein of 446 amino acids. The record is from RefSeq and is a predicted model, not a curated record.